AUGUCUUCGGGAGACAAGAAAGCGGUGGUGAAGAACGCGGACAUGUCUGAGGAGAUGCAAGACGACGCCGUGAACACAGCGUUGCAGGCGUUGGACAAAUACAACAUCGAGAAAGACAUCGCCGCUUACAUCAAGAAGGAGUUCGACAAGAAGUACAACCCGACCUGGCAUUGCAUCGUCGGCCGCAACUUCGGCUCAUACGUGACCCACGAGACCAAACACUUCAUCUACUUCUACUUGGGUCAGGUCGCGAUCCUCCUCUUCAAGUCCGGUUGA
Molecule: messenger RNA, 276 nt
Organism: Medioppia subpectinata
Lineage: Eukaryota; Metazoa; Arthropoda; Arachnida; Sarcoptiformes; Oppiidae
Source: the annotation of a GenBank genome assembly